AUGGGAACAUUCAGAGCACUGCAGAAUCGAGCCGCUGCAAUGAACCAGAGAUUAGUGGAAUUUUCAGGACUCGAACCAGAACUUGUUGAGAACAUCCUGCAGUAUGCUAAGAGUCUGCUGAAAUCUUCAUCAAACGAAAUAGAUGAAACUGUAUUUACAGCACAAAUGGUCGAUCAGUUUGAAAUAACGAGCACUUUCAUGGUCUCUCAGAUGGCUGAAGCUCUUAAGAAGGGAAACAAAAACUUUCUCGCCACGAGUGAAUCCGGCAGGCAACGCGGCAUUCCCCUGGAAGACUUUUGUCGCAUGGUGUGUACGUUUCUGAGCCAGAAGCUUGACAUCAAAAUUAAUUGGGUGUUUGGUGUCUAUGACACAAACAACGAUGGUUCUCUGAGUAAACUGGAAAUGCACAUAUUACUAAAGCCAUGCGUUCUGCACACUGAGGACAUGGACCUCGAUGAGGCUAUUAGGGAUCUGAUUGAAAUUGUCAUGUCUGUUGUUGACGUCAACAAAAAUGGGUUAAUUGAUCUAGAAGAAUUUAGGCACUUGGUAAAGACAAAUAUCCUGUACAUCGAUUUGUUAGGUCAAGUUCUUCCAAGGGAUCACGUGGUCAAAAAGUUUCUUCAGAAGAUAAAGAACAAAUCGCCAAAUCAAGUUGCAAUGUUAUUUCAGAAUGAGCGAGCGCGUGCAUUAACUGAGGCACCAUUGUCAAAACCACCUGCUUUAUAUCCCAUACAACUAGAAAUACCCUGA
Molecule: messenger RNA, 750 nt
Organism: Candidula unifasciata
Lineage: Eukaryota; Metazoa; Mollusca; Gastropoda; Stylommatophora; Geomitridae
Source: the annotation of a GenBank genome assembly